This is a messenger RNA of Rhinichthys klamathensis goyatoka, 11345 nucleotides long. RefSeq names its product SZT2 subunit of KICSTOR complex (gene szt2). The coding region runs from base 101 to 11215 and encodes 3704 amino acids. Gene Ontology annotation, cellular component: peroxisome. The transcript has 75 exons. The record is from RefSeq and is a predicted model, not a curated record. Lineage: Eukaryota; Metazoa; Chordata; Actinopteri; Cypriniformes; Leuciscidae.
AGUGAAGCAGCUGCAGUCAGAUGAGCUGCAGUUUACAGAUUUUGACACAAACCCUCUAAAACUCGCUCAAAAACAACCCGCCAGUAAUGCGAAGCACGGCAUGGCAGACAGACAGGACAAUGAGGUGGAGGAGGCCGAGCAGGUGUACCUGCUGAUGAAGGAGGAGUACAGGAUAUCACGCAACGUGCGUCUGUCCUGGUUCCUCAGCCGUCUCAAUCAGGUCGUUCGGCCCAGUCCACAGUCUGAGCUGCUGAAGUCAGAGAAUGAGCUGGAUGUUUUGAGCAUCAUCCCGAAAGGAUGGCAGUCCGAUUCUCCUCCCUCGUCCUGCUCGUGUCUGCUGGUUCCCUCCACACGCGUGACUUUCCUGGCUCGCAGGUACCGCUUCAUCAUCGAGCUGGACCUGAGCCCGUCCACCGGGAUCGUGGAUGACAGCACAGGAGAGAUGAUCUUUGACGAAGUCUUCCAUGCUUUGUCUCGGUGCUUAAUUGGUCUGGCAAAACCCUUUAAAGUCCCAGGAACUGAUCACCUGUUCCAGCCAGAGAUCUUCAUCACUAUUCUGGCGUAUUCCUCCAUCAUUGGCCUUAGUUCUCAUCAGGUGUUGGUUCAGGGCUGUCAGCUGGACUGUAUGGAUUUGGAGCAGUUCUUGCAUCAGAUCUAUCAGCAGCUGAGAGCCGUGGAGAGCAGCAUCGCUGACGUCCUACAGCAGCAGCACAAUCAGUUCAAUGGAUCUGUUUAUCAGUCCUUCUCCAAUGAGGCUGUGGAGGAACCGUCUCCGAGGAAGCCGGGGGUUUCAAUGGUGACGGCAGAUGUGGGGCUGGUCAGCAUGGUGAGGCAGGGGAUUCUGGCACUGCAACUUCUGCCUCCAAACUCUGGUGCAGGUAUAAUAAUCAUCACAGAUGGAGUGACGAGCGUUCCUGAUGUAGCUGUGUGUGAGACUCUGCUGAACCAGCUGAGAAGUGGAACCAUCGCCUGUUCCUUUGUUCAAGUGGGCGGCGCAUACUCCUACGACUGUAGUUUUGGCUACAUCCCCAACGUGGAGCUGAUGAAGUUCAUCUCCAUGGCAACCUUUGGCUCCUAUCUGUCCAUGUGUCCCGAGUCCGACUCGACCGGCGACGAGAUGAACGCUUACCACCGCUCCUUCCUCACAUACUCCUUCCUGAGGACCGGCGAGUCCAUGAACCCGGAGUACUACUGCUUCUCCCAGCACAGGCUCUUUAAUGAACACCUGGUGUCGGCCAGUGGAAACCCCGCCUUAGUGAUGCGGAGGAAGAAACACACCGAGAAGGAAGUGCACGCUGAUUUGAUCAGUGUGUUGUCUAUCAGACUGAGAGAGGGAUACACCAUCCGAGAGAUUAACAUCACUAAAGGAGGGAGUCAGUUGGAGUUGAAGCUUGUCCUCCUCUGGAAGCAUAACAUGCGCAUCGAGUACCUUGCCGUGGCGUCCUGGCCCCUGGAUCCAAUCAAACGCACCACCUGGGUGGAGGUGACCAUGGAGGGCAGUUAUGAUAUCCUCCAUGACAUCAGCUGCACCAUGCGGAAACCAAUCACAAGCCCCUACCGGACAUCUGUCAUCCGUCGCUUCUGGAACACUCUGCAGAGCAUAAAUCAGACGGACCAGAUGUUAGUGCACCUGCAGUCCUUUAAUUCUAUCCCAGAACAUUACACCAUCCCAGAAAGCACAAAAAAUGGUGUUCCUCUGUUUUACAUCCCACCUGGAUCGACCACGCCGGUCCUUUCCCUCCAGCACAGUGGCUCUAAAGACUCCAGCCAAUCGCAGUUUGCCUCUUACUGGAAGCCAAUCCUGUCCAUGGACGCUAACUUCUGGCAGCGCUGGCUGCACAUGCAUCGCAUCGCUAUCAUUCUGGAACAUGACAUCCCAGUCCCGAAGCAUGUGCACAACGCUGGCAGUAAUGGCCGAUUCAGUACCGUCCAGUGUCGGAUCUCUCACUCGGCGCUCACCUCGCUGCUCAGGGACUGGAGCAGUUUCGUCCUGGUGGAGGGAUACUCAUACGUCAAACUUAUUUACAGUGCCUCUGAGUUGCCGCCCGUCUCCUUCUAUCUGGUGCGUCUGAUCUCUAAAGCUCCCUGCAUGGUGCUGCGAUUGGGCUUCCCGAUAGGAACUCUUGCACACACCAGGAACAAGAUCGUGGAUGAACUUCGAGAGCAGAUCCUGCGGCUGCGCUUCCCUCAUCGAGUCCAGAAUAAGGAGGCCACACCAAAGACCAAACGGAAGAUUCUGGGUAACGCUUCACCCUCCAAGUCUCCGCCUCUUCCGGUGCCCAAACCGGCGCUCUCUGACCGGCCGUGUGUGGUGGUGCUCAACAAACCUCUUGAGAAACUACUGAUCAGGUACGAGAAACUUCCGUCAGAUUUCCACACCCCUUUUAUCCUAAACAUGGAGCCGUUCGCCCAGCCGGCCAUCAUGGGCGCCCCUCUCAGCAUGGCUGCCAGCAGGACGGCCUCCUCCACCGUGGCGUCACUCUCCCGAUACUUCCUUCACCAGCGCUGGGUUUGGGCCGUGCAGAACGGGCCGGGAACCGCUGUAUCGCUGCAUGCAGUCGCUCAUAUCCUCUCCAUGCUCUCUGAUAUUCGUCUGUCUGAAGGCUUCCAUUUUGCUGCCAGCGGGGAGGGUAUCGUUAACAUGGUGACAGAGCUGCCAAUGCAGAGUCUUCCAGCUGAUUUGGACGGAGAAAAACACUCCUGCUUAGUCCAGUACAUCCUAUUUCCACCUCAUUACACUUCUACCAAGGACAGUUUCUCCACAGAUGAUGACAAUGAUACUGAAGUGGAGGCCAUAGAUGUGGACACAGAGCUGAGUCUGGUGACUGAGUGCUGGGUUGAGCCUCAGAGUGGAUCCAUCUGCAGUUCACAGGACCAGCAGAGGCACUUUCACAACCUCACGUACCAGGAGAUUCCUCAGGCUAUUUUUCCCUGUGAUCUGUCGUGCAUGACCACAAUGAUCACUUUUGAAUACCUCAUUCAGCUGUGUCAGAAUAAAGAGCAGGUGUGCCCUCUCAACAGCCUCAAAGAUGCUCCAGGCGAGGUCCCCGCCGCCGCUGACGACUGCAUACACACUGUGCCUUUCCAGUUUGACCUGAUGAAACUCUUGCCCAAGUGCCAGCAGAUAGAGCUCUUCUUCUACACCUUUAGCCGAGAGGGGCAGGCGGAUGUAUCCCAUAGUGCCUCCUCUUUGCCCAACGACCUCCUCCUCAGCCUCUUCCACGGCUCUCUGCAGAACGAGCUCAGUGAUCGAGAGAUCCCACUGACCGACGAGGAUCAUGUGGCGUUCAUGCAUCACAUCCUGGAGCGGGAGAGAGAUGGUCAUGUGGCUCCAUUCUCACUACCUGUCAUUAAAGAAGAGAGUUUGAAGCCUCCGGAGAGGCAGGACACUGUUCUUUCUUUCCACACUAUAGGAAGCAGUAAAGAUGUGACGGGCUCCUCCAGCACACUACAGAGUUUCAGCAAUGCAGAUCUUGUGGAUGACGAGCCAGCUGGCCUGGAGCAAGACGGCUUAUCUCCUCACUGGAAAUGUUACGCCAAAUACAUCAGCCAUCAGCAGAUCCUGCUCACAUUCCUGCCAGCUACAUUUACAGAUGUGCAGCUUUUGAUGUCAUCUGGGCUGGAAACUGAACCUCCAAUCAACAGCAGCUUCCUGGAAGAGGAUGAGACCUGUAGCCACGGCAACGGCCAAUCACAGGCAGACUCUAUCAGCAGUUCAGCCAAUGGAAAACAUGGAGAAGAUGUCAGGGGCCACCCUGCGUCCAGAGAGGGGUCCACAGCUAAACCAGAAGCAGCGUUGGAGACGUCUACAGAACAAACAGAUGCAGCUUCAGAAGAGAAGGAUGGUGUGCAGUUUAUGGAGCCUCAAAAGCGAGACUGUCACAUCACGUUCAGCAGACAGGUGUCUCAGCAGAGCGGCACCGACGCCACUCGACCUCGCUGCCCCAUCUACAUCUACAACUGCUCACUGGACUCCCUCAAAGAACAGCUGGUCCAUCCGCGGUCGGGACGGAAGCCCAGAGACGUCUUCUUCAGGUCAAUCUCUCAGGAGCGCAGCAGCGCCUCCUCCUGGACUGAGCUCAUGACGCACCCUCACAAACACAAGGAACUGGCCAACUACUGCAGCCUUCUACAGGAACACUACUACCAGAGCUAUGUCAAAGGUGUUUACCGCAGUCUGCAGCAGGCGUACAAUGUGAGCUCGCAGGACGUUCUGACGGCCAUGGAUUACUGCGAGGAGUCGCUGCAGGAGAUCGACAUCACUUCCUUCCUGCAGACCCUGUGCGGACACGUACGUGUUUUCCGUGAACGUCACGAGCUGACCUGCAAGUCCAGUAGCAGUCCCACCACCUUCAUCAUUGGCGAGGGAGAGGAUGAUGGAGCUGACAGAGCCACACUGGUAUCUUCAUCCAGUAUUGAACUGGAGGACGGGAGCGAAGCUGAUUCCAGAGGAAAACUCUCUGUCCCCUCCUCCCCGCUGGACCUGGAUGAACCGAAGUCUCAGAGAAUCCCAGAAUUCCCUCUGUCUCUUCUCCAGUCCCAGCAGAAGUGUGAAGUGUAUCUUGAUUUGCAUAAAAUCAUACAGGAGAAGUUCAUGGAAAUUGGUGCUCAGUAUUUCAAGACUGUACCGUCCAACCCACAUUAUUUCUUUUACUGCCUUCCAUCUUCCAAAAAAGAGGAGGACUCGGACAGGGAAGGAGAGCGGAGACCCAGUGAAGAGUGCGAGGUGUCUGAAGCUGAACUGGCUACAGAAGACGAGAACGUGUCCGGCUGCUGCAUCGUGACGGAGAGUGACACGGAUCUGGAGGUGGAGUAUCAGGAAUGUGGGAAUGGCAAAGCGGAGGCUGGAGAAGAGGAAGGAAGUGAAGGCGUAUCUCCAUCUGACUCCAACACAGUCAACCAGGACGAUGAUUCCUUCAGUAUUCUGGACGGAGACUCUCUGCUGGAGGCUGAUGGUCCGCAGCCGGAGAUGCCGCCUCUGUUUGUACACCUCACCUGCUCCGUCAACAUGAAGAGCUGCCAUGGCUCAAUGCCCACGCAAACGCUGCCAACCUGUCUGGGUGAAGUCAUAACCUGUCUUGAAAACGCUGAGAAUCUUCAGUCGGUGGAUCUGAACGAGUUGUCAGUCACUCUUGAUAUCUUUGUGCUCACGUUACCUCUGGAGAUCGAGGUCAUGGCCCCUGACUUCCGCCACAACCGGUACACGUCUGAGAGCAGUGUGUCUCUGAACCGCUCCCCUGGACAGCCCUCAUCAUAUCGCUCUGAAGAGGAGCUCAUGGGGAACCUGGACGGCCUGCGUGGGGUUGGUGUGGAAAGUAUGUCUGGAGAUCCCCUGUCCAAACUUCCUAUUCCACACAAAAUGGCUGUUUUAGCCACCAUGGAUGAGAUCCGUUGGCUCUUGGAGGAUGAGAUCGUCUCUGCUCUACGGCACUCUUCUGUCAUCAAUUCCUCCACCCUGCAGAAAGUUUCCGAGCACGUGUGUCGUUCCAGCGGCCGCCCGCAGUGCCACUGUGAGGUCGUUCCCCUGCAGUUCGUAUUUGGUCCCGAGCAGUCACUGGAAAAGUUUCAAGAGGAGUUCAAGAGGUUAUCGUUUCCCGGUUACCUGCUAAAUGCAGAGCAAUACAACUUCCACUACAUCUCACUGAGUCGGCAGCAGUCUCACCGGCUCCAGGCUGCAAGACAGCUGUCUAACACCACUGCUCAGUACUCAACGGGUACAGAAACCACAUCCAAGCAAGACAGCCUGUGUCCUGAGGUGGAGGAUGGUGCCAAAGCAUCAGCAAACAUCUCUACAUCGGACAAAGAAGGAGAGCAAAAGAAAAAGGAGCUGGACGCUGAGCAGGUCGAGUGUGGGGGACAUGACAGGGAAAUUCGGCCUUCAGCAGCCGCUGACUCAGCCAGCGAGUCGCUCUCCGAGACCUCUGACCCCGGGCAGGUCAAACAGGGCGAUGCCGAGGAGACUCGACCUCAGACUGCUCACCUGCAGACCGGCAGCAGCACCGAACGCUCCUCUGAUCACAUGUCCCCUCCCAAAACACCCUCCGCUGCCAGCCUGGCCGAGUCCGUGCAGUCGGCCACACACAGCAGUGGGAAACUGCGGCCCAGUCGAGUUCAGAGCGUCGUCUCCAGUCAGGGAAGCCUGGACUCAGACAUGCUAGGUUAUGAUGGCGGCAGCAGUGAUUCUGAGUGUGAAGGACCCACUAUGAAUGAGCAGGAGAGACAGAUGCCGCUCAUGCCUGAUUUCUGGCUCAUCAUCAGAAUUCAUCAGGACAGAGUGGAGGUUUUCUCCCACGCCAGGAGUUUUAACAGAGCGGAAGAGGAAGAGAUUCCAGAAUACCUGCGUCUUCAUCAGCUGGUGGUGAGGAGGAUUGGGGAAAUGUGCCGAAUAGUCAACCAGCGCCUCCUACUACAAGACCUGCAUGAUAGUCACGUGUGCCAUUCUCUGCUGGUUGCUGAGAGUGAAGAGGACAUCUGGAAGCACGAGUCGCUUUACCGGCCCAGGAUGACCAACUCUGAUGACUACAGCGCCGAUGAGAGCUAUCAGCCGCGGGACUACCUCGCCGCCACGAUGCAGUUCAUACAUGGAUACUUCGCCUGUGACGUGGUCUGGAGGACCGUUAUUUAUAUUCACCCACGGCUCAAAAUGGGGCCCAACAUGGGCGUGUCCCGGGCUAUCCAUGCUCUGCGCUCCGUUCUAAACGCCUUUUGUGUGGUCAACCGCAAAAACAUGUUUGUCUAUCAGGAGCGAACAACCAAAUCUGUGUUCUACCUCCGACUCUCAGAGACAUCUCAGGCAGGGAAGUACAGUGAUUUGGAUGGAAACAUGCACACACGCUCUGUCGGCCUGGCCCGCAGCCAAGAGCCGCUGGGCUCCGAGGACCUCACGGGAUCACGCUCGUCUCUGGAAGGCUCAAGGCCGGUUGGACUGGUGGACAAACACAUUUUGCUGCUGGUGCAUGGCGUGGGGACUGCAGGUCCAGAGAUCACUGAUGAAUUAGUGAAGGUAUUGAGGAAGCGUCUGGACGAGGCCACGCUGGACAUUAUUACAGUCAUGCUGGUCAGGAACUGUAAACUGACGCCUGCAGAUGUGGAGUUCAUUCAGCCUCCCGGCUCUCCGGCGACGGAAGUGAUGGAGUUCUGUCUGCCUCAGUACUGUGUGCCGUGGAUCCAGGCCGUGGCUCACUACCUCCGCCAGAACCUCCUCAUCUUCCUCCACAUCCCCAAAUACACCGACAGCAACAUCGAGCAUCACUUCAAGCAUUACUUCCAUUUGAGCAGCGAGCUGCCGGAUCAUGACAUCUAUCUGUACAAUAAACCUGGAGGCCAAGGAACAGGAGGCAAAGGUACAAUGUCAGACCUUGUUCAGAAUCUCUUCCCAACCUCUCAGUUUCAAGGUAUCGCCUGCAUCGCGCUGUCAUUCGUGGACGCUAACGACUGCGUGCUGCAGGUUCCCGCUCAGGACGGCAGCGGACCGGCACUUAGAGCUGACGUUUCCACCAUCUCCCUCCAGCCAGACCAGUUUGAGGCCUUGACGACGGUUGUUAAGGUGGACUCUCUCAGCCAGAGCUCAGGAGCAACUGUGCGUGUGCGCUUCGACGUGUGGGAGCAGGGUAAUGUCAGCCCGCUGCAGCUGACGGACAGGCUGAGGGCCGCCCUACGUCACGCCCUCGGUGACGUCAUCAUGGAGAUGCGCGUGCUGCCCAACCCGUUAUGUCUGGACACAUUCUGUCUGCCUGCUGCCGCCCAACGGGAUGAAAGCACAGUUCCCUUGAGUCUUCUGCAGUGCGACAGUAAAGAGGUGAAGGAGAGUCAUCGGCGGCCCAGUGGAGCCCACGGGCUCAGAACCAGCCCCUCUCCCAUCACCCUAAUAUCUGCCCCCAGUUCCACCCCGAACACCGGAGCCAGCACACCCGAGUCCACCACGCCCACGGGCAAAAGCACCCGCCGCAGCUUCUGGGAAAUGCUGAGUAAACCAGAAACUUCUGAACUUGGCAGUCCAAAGACAACGGAUGACAUCAUACCGGAGCGUGCCGAGGACAGUCGCAUGGGCAGACGGAGACACAAGACGGAGAGUGUCAAACAGCAGUGGAACCAUGAGAAAGCCAUGGCAGUCGAACAAGAGCAGGCCCAGAGGAGACAUGCAGUCCAGCUGGAGGAAGGUGAUACUGGCACUCUUCAAACCGUCUACCAGACCACGUACCUGCCCUGGGUCACCUUCAUGAACAAACUGGGCUGUCCGUCCAUCCAGCAUUGCUCGACUGAAGUCUCGCAUCAUUUCCUCCUGCCUUCCAUCCUCUCAGAAAUUGUCAAUCUUGUCAGCUCUCUGGCCAGUGACACCAUAGUCAAAGUGUUCGAAAGAACCAGCUGUCCUCAGGGAGAUAUCUAUGUCCCCCUGUCAAUCAUCCAGCACAUCAGCCAACCACCUGCCACCUCCAGGAGCUUCAUUCUCAUUGGUCGCAACUUCAGCCAAUGGCAUUGCAGUACAGAACAAGAAGACAGUUCAGAUGAAGAGAACAGUCCAGUACUAAAUAGGUGCUCACCUCAUAAGGGUCUGCAGCGGUUCGAGUCCUUGGAGCACAGUGAUUGGCUGAGCCCGGGACAGGCUGUGAGGGGCGUGGCUCCACGCCAGCGCUUCCUGUAUAUACACAUCGUCAAUAAGAAGGUGACUCUGUACGCGUAUAACUGGUCGGUGGAUCUGGGCGGCUCUCUGAAUCAAGGUCUGGUCAGACUGGUGCACUGGCAGAACGCCCGCGCACAUGUGGUCAACUGCCUCCUGAGUCAGAAAAUGGGUCUCUUCCAUCAUUACUGCUUCUCUGAUACACCUACACAUGAGGAUCUGAAACAGGAGCCCAACCCCUUCCUGAGCUCCACGAUCGAGGCGGAUGCUCUGUUGAGGAGUCCGGUUCCUCCGGCCGCGAGUAAAGAUCAGGGCCGUUUGGGCAGCUCUGCGCGUGUUCUUCCUCCUCUGGCCUUCCCCGGAGAGCUCGUGCCCUUUGAUGAAGCUCUGAGAGACGUGAACACAGGGAGACCGCUGACCAAUCAGGACGGAGCAGAUAUAGUCGCUCGCCACGGAGCCCAUCUUCUGGAAGUCAAAGCAGCUGAACGCAGAGAGUUGGAGAGACAAAUGAAGAUUGAGAAUUUGUUUGUGACGUGGCAGCAGCGGUCAGCUCAAUCUAACAUGCCCAUCUCUGUCGCGGAUCUGGACACACUGAAGCAGUCCUCUCGACUGGUCCAUUACUGUGCCACUCCGCUGCUCUUCGACCCCGUGUUCCGGAAACAGAUUCAAGAGGAACAGGUUCCACAGCCACAGAUGAAGAAGCGGCAUCGCUCCAGCGACUCCACGGCAUCCGGCAGGGAUCGCAGCUACAGCACGGACUCGGCAGACAUGCUUCCGAGUCGCCUGAAGGAGGAGCCGUGGCUGCAGGAGAUCUCCAGCACGUUCCUCCAGCAGUAUGUGCAGUAUCUGCAGAGCAUGGGCUUCAUCCUGGUGCAGGUCCGACCGCAGUCGCCCGCACGCAGCAUCGCUCGAGCCCGAGCCGCCAUGUUGAGUUCUUUAUCCACUGAAGGCAGAUCUUCCUUCUCAUCUUUCUCAUAUAAUAAGCAGAAGAGUGAAGACAGCCCAAAGAGCAGUGCAUCGAGCUCGACGUCAUAUCACCUGCAAAGAGCGCUGCCGGGAGGCAUCGUACUGAUGGAACUGGCUUUUCAAGGCUGUUACUUCUGCGUGAAGCAGUUUGCAUUAGAGUGCUCAAGGAUUCCCAUGGGUCAGACGGUUAAUUCUCAGGGCUCACUUCUCAACAAACCUCCUAGCAAGCCGUUCCCCGAGACGCCCACGGUCUCUGACUCUGCGCUGUCCAUGCUGUUCACCGAGGAGUGCGAUAAGGUCCGGGAUUUGAUGCACGUUCACUCGUUCAGCUACGACUUCCACCUGCGUGUGGUGCAUCAGUACCUCGUGGGUUGUCACAUGACCCUUCGUCAGGGAUACCAGCUCACUAGCUUUCUGGAGGACUUCAUCGCCCAUCACCCUGACAUACCCAAGUUUGGACGCAACCACGUCUUCCAGGGGAGUUUCUCCAUAUCAACGGGGAUGAUAACCGCAUAUCAGCUGUAUAAUUACAUCACUGAUCACGCUGGGACUUAUGGGAUGAAGCCCUUGCGCAUGUCUAAGGCUGCAGUUACAACUGAUAACAAAAAGGGGGCGCCGAGCACAGACCUGCAUGAGUAUGCGCUGGUCGCUCUGUGGAACAGCUCUGGCUCAUUUAAAGACCUGGAGGGAUUACGACACCAUGAUGACUUUGAUGUGUCGCUGCUGGUGUGUCAUAACGCCGCCCCGUUUGAGGAGCAGUCUGAAGGAGAGCGACACCUGCUCAGGCUUCGUUUCUACGUGAUCAUGACCAGUCAAAGAGAGCUGUUCCCACGUUUGACUGCAGACAUGCGUCGAUUUAAGAAGCUUCCUCAGAUCCACCGUGACCCCGGUGACCUCAGUGGCCGUGCGGAGCGAAUGGAGACCCGGGACCCUGACCUGGACCUGUGGGAGGAGACCAGCACCCCCAUCAGCCCUGCAGCCAGCCCUGAGUCAGAGCACAUGGAGAACCUCCUGCACGCGGGUCAGGCCGGGCUCGGAGACACCGACGACUCUCAGGGGCUCUUCUUCAUGUCCCCUCUCUUCCCCCUGCUCAACUCUGAGGUGAUGUCUGCGCGCCGGCAGAUUCAGAGCAGCGUGGAGCAGGCCAUGGGCCACUGCCGGAGGGAUAACCUCUGGAGGAGGCUCUUUCACGGAGAGCACUUGGCCCUGGAUAAACUCAAACUCAGCAAACUGGCCUUCGGUGAACUGGAGGAGCUACUGGACGCUGUGCAAAGCAGAUCUGUCGCUGAGAUCGACCCACAGCUGGACUGUUUCCUGAAUAUGAGUCCCGCCUGGUACCAGAGUCUCAUCAAAGUUCUGCUGUCACGCUUCUCACAAAACUGCAGACACUUUAAAGACGACAGUGGCAUUCAGUACCUGGCUGUCCUGAACCAGAAGUUCACUGACUGUUUUGUGCUCGUCUUUCUGGACACACAGGCAGGAAAAACUAGUCUGAAGGUUGUGUUCAGAGAGCCGCUGCCCGCUCAGAGUCAGCCGAGCAGCAGUCCUCCACCACAGCUGGUCUCCAUGUACCACCAUCUGGAGUCGGUCAUCAACACCGCGUGCUUCAACCUCUGGACAGGCCUGCUGUGAGCGUGUGUUUCUUUCAGUCUCAGAUUCAGCAUUGAGACACACACUCAAUGCAUCUCGUGUGUGUAUGCGUGCUGCGUCGAACAGGUUGCAUCCAUCUAAGCAAUUAAAUUGCCAUCAUUUUGCACAGGAU